UAGAGUUUAUUCAAAAAUUCAAAGAAAAGCAUUCUAUAGAAAAUCUAUAUCUGUCAACCGACUAUCCACUGAGUGGGAAGCGGUCACAAUCAAGUACAUUCCAUAAGGUCACUCCAUACCAUCAUAGAGCAAUAAGCUAUCUCAACACGACGGUAAAACUACAUACAUGGAUUACGUUAGGAGCACUUGCUGACAAGGAACAUGAACACGAAUAUGGGGGUGCUGGUGUGAGUGGAAUAUUAGACAAGAUUGUGUGUACUUAUGCCGAUUGGUUUAUCAGAGCUCCGCUUGCCUGCAGGAAGAGAGGAAGCUCAUGGGCUUCGAUGGUUUUCAACAAACGGGUUGCAUUGAGGAAGAAGGGGGAACGGGAUAUUCAGAAUGAGAUGGAUGAGUGGGAGUGGGCAUAG
Messenger RNA from Paraglomus occultum, 407 nucleotides. Lineage: Eukaryota; Fungi; Glomeromycota; Glomeromycetes; Paraglomerales; Paraglomeraceae. The record is from the annotation of a GenBank genome assembly.